Molecule: messenger RNA, 1029 nt
Organism: Durotheca rogersii
Lineage: Eukaryota; Fungi; Ascomycota; Sordariomycetes; Xylariales; Xylariaceae
Exons: 1
Coding region: 224-892 (222 amino acids)
Source: RefSeq, a predicted model, not a curated record
GGCCUUUGCGGCUCUUACUUAUAAGGAAUAAUUUCAGACCGGAUUCCUAGGAUUCGUUACCAGAACCCGGGAGCGCUACUUCCCGGUCGUAGACGAAGAGCGUUAAGCUAUCUUCGCUAUCGCGACCCUGGAUCACAAUGCUACCGUACGGUCGUUGCCCAGCAUUAACGGUACUUCGUCGCCUAUCCCGCCCUACUUCGAGACGCCGCGUACCUUGAUAGUCAUGGAAGGGUUUCGUUUGCAGGGCGAGAAGCUGUUCCAUAUCGAGAUAACCCUGACCGAGGCACCUUACGGGAUGCGAGCAGCGUUCCCGGAAGACCCCUUGGAAGGCCUCAGCGGGCUCGGCAACAAUCUAACGAUUGCGAGCCCACGCAGCCGGGCCUGCCUCGAUAAGGUGGUGGAAGACGUGCUCCAGGCGAUAAAGUCGAACGACGCCUCGAGUCUGCCCCUCGCCAAAGGCGUGCGCUACUCGGAAAACGGGCAGUUCCUCGCGCUCGGGGACGGCCUGUGGCAGACCCUUGCUAAAUAUGCGAGGGCCGGCUCGGACGAGUACGCGGCCGUCUUCUCGGAUUCGACGAGCGGCUCCGCGGGCUACUGGGGGUCUCACCAAGGAACACAGCGUCCCGGGUGUGCUCGCGCUGCGGGUCAGGGUUUCCGGCGGGCAGAUCACGGAGAUCGAGGCCAACAUCAUACGCGCGGAGUUCGUCGGGAGCCGCGGCGGGACCACGACCCUGAUGCGUCCGCCGCUGCCGAUAGAGUAGGACGGGAGCUCGCCGGGAGAGCUCGACGCGGCCUUCAAAGCCAGCGGAACGGAAGGGACCAGAGUCUCGUCGGCGUUGGUAUACGCCUACUUCGAUGGCCUCCAGAGACACUCGAGCAAGGGGUGCGCUAAGCGAGACAACACGUUCCAAGGGAACCCGACCUGCAUCGCGCAGCUGGACGGCCGCGGGCUAUCGCCUAACGGCCUCACGAACACGACGGCCUCGGUGCGCGACAUACGGGUCCUAGUGGCGGAUGCGGUGCGAGCGG